Drosophila rhopaloa is the source of this 760-nucleotide messenger RNA. RefSeq names its product DNA polymerase zeta processivity subunit (gene PolZ2). The transcript has a single exon. Gene Ontology annotation, cellular component: zeta DNA polymerase complex. The record is from RefSeq and is a predicted model, not a curated record. Lineage: Eukaryota; Metazoa; Arthropoda; Insecta; Diptera; Drosophilidae. Bases 56 to 658 code for a protein of 200 amino acids.
UCUUCUAUAUUCAUUGAAUCUUCAUUGUUUUAAUUAAGUUGCGCUUGCUUGCGAAAUGCAGGCGGAGAUUGCGGCUGACAUUCACUUGGAGGCGAUAGAGGUGCUCCUGAAUCACAUUCUGUAUGUUCGUGGUUUAUACCCCUCACAGAUAUUUAAAAAGAGGCGAGUCUACAACACGCCGGUCUUUGUCUCCAUUUUCCCGCCGCUCAAUAAUUACCUGGCGAGCGUUUUGAGAUCCGCCCGGGAAUUGCUCAUCCGCCAGGAGCUGCAGUGCCUGGUGGUGAUAGUGUACCAAAAAGAAAAUGAACCGCUGGAGAGCUACCAACUUCACCUUAAAUCUCUGGAGGCAGGUGGCAAAUCAACGGUGGAGGAUCCUCAUUUAAUAGAAUUUGAGCAGCAACUGCGCGCUGCCAUCUACAAACUAUCCGAGCGCCUGAAACAGCUUCCCAAACUUCCUGCAGGAAGCUGCCAGUUCAAAGUCCACCUGCACACCACCCAGGAUGCAUUUGUCCGCUUUAGUCACGAGUCCCAGUACCAGGAGUUUCCCUGGCUACAGGCCCAGACUGCAGAGUCACAGCCAUCCCAAACCAUUUCCUUGCUACCCCUGGCCACUGUGGAGAAUGUCGGAUUAAAAAUGCAAGCUCAUAUCCUUGGCUGAUUUAAAGUUUGAAGUUUAUAGUUGAUUAUGUGUUAAGUCGAAUAGUUUACAAGACAUUAGCUUUUUUAAAUAAUAAAAACUUUAAAGGUCGUUAAAUAUCAA